Drosophila subobscura is the source of this 838-nucleotide messenger RNA. RefSeq lists its product as uncharacterized. The coding region runs from base 29 to 811 and encodes 260 amino acids. The record is from RefSeq and is a predicted model, not a curated record. The transcript is spliced from 2 exons. NCBI's taxonomy places the organism in Eukaryota, Metazoa, Arthropoda, Insecta, Diptera, Drosophilidae.
UGGUUAUAUUUUUUUAUUGACGUUUAAAAUGGCAAAUGAACUUGCAACAAUCAGUGAGCAGGCAGAGCUGGCUAGCAACUUGAUGGGGGAGGGGAAGUUAAUUCCCGAUUUACUGGGGAAUAUACUCGAAAAUGAUAGUUCCUGCCAGAGCGGCGAGUACGUGCGCGGGCUCCAUGAUCGGCUGAGGCAGUGCGUCCGACGUAACAACGAGAACAUCCAAGAGUCGGUGAAGCUGCUGAAGGAGCUGUCCGAAUUGAGCGACAACACGCUGACCACCAGCAGCAAUACCCCUAAAAUAAAGCAUCUGAUUCGGAACUUUGAGACGAUUGGAGGUGCCAGUCCGGACUUGGGCAAGCAGUCCACUGACAUGCUGGAGAUGCGCAGCCUAUUGCUCAAGUUUAAAACGCUCAACGACGAGGACUUGCUGCGUGACUGCCUGAUGACCUUCAAGUGUGCCAAGGAGAAGUUUGAAAAGCUGCAAACUUGCCUUGAAAAUAUGUGCGGCGCUCCAACCGAGUGCGCGCGUCCCGUUCCAGCGGCAAAGAAGUUAUCGCCCAGCAACAGCGUUAGUCCCAGUCUGCGCGAGAAGAUUUUGGCCUUCAACAAGGCGCUGGGUGAUGGCCGUGAGACGUCCAAGUACUUCAUGGACUGCUUCAGCAGCCGCUGCAGCUUCCACGAUCCCAUGCCAGAGACUUCCGUGGAGGAGAUGAAGCCACCGAUGCAGCCAUGGUCACGCACCAACUCUGGCUACGAGGGCGACAUUGAGAGCGAAGUGGAGCAAGCCAAACAGACCAGCGGCCAAGUUGAUUGAUUUUGCCUGAAGCAUUUGUGGCUAAAU